Messenger RNA from Rosa rugosa (rugosa rose), 1732 nucleotides. Its product is annotated as disease resistance protein RPM1-like. Gene Ontology annotation, molecular function: ADP binding. Bases 684 to 1079 code for a protein of 131 amino acids. The transcript is spliced from 2 exons. NCBI's taxonomy places the organism in Eukaryota, Viridiplantae, Streptophyta, Magnoliopsida, Rosales, Rosaceae. The record is from RefSeq and is a predicted model, not a curated record.
AGCCCCAUGCUAAUCUAUGGGCAGCCGAGUUAUUUUCAAUUGUUGUAUCUAAGGGCGGAUAUAACAACUGAAGAUGUUUUGAUUGAUGGUUGUGUGCAUGAAUGUAAUCGAGCUCGUUGUUUUAAUUAAUACUAAAUAGCUCCACUACCAGUGUAUAAUUAUUAUACUCUGGAAUCUUAAUGUUGUUCAGCCUAUUCUUUUAUAGAUAGUUGUUGAUUUCCUCUUAAAUCAAUCACCAGGAAUAAUCUUCUCACUAAAUUGUCCAUUGAAAUGCUACAUUAUGCUGCUUCUGGUAUAAUGCACUUGAAUGUUGCUGUAUAAAUCAAUUUCAGAUUUGAUUUUGCGAUUGAAGUUGUUAAGCAGUAAAGGUAGAAGCCAAAUAUGGCAUCAGCUGCAACAGAUCUCUUGAUUGGUAAAAUUGUAGCCAUUCUUGAGAAUGAAGCAUCCUCCAUAGCGGGUGUUCGUGAUCAAGUUGAUGAGAUCGAUCAAGCAGGAGCUUGUAAGCAUGAAAUCCUUCCUGCGGGAUGCUGAAGGCAACAAUGCACAAACUGAAGGAGAGGAGACGUGGGUGGCAAGCGUAAGACACUUAGCUUAUGAUGCUGAAGACAUCAUUGACGAGUUCAUGUAUCAUAGCAAAGUAGGGGAGAUUUGAUCGCUGGCUCCAGAAAACCAUUCAUAUCCCAAUGAAUACCUGGUUCAGACGUCAAAUUUCUCAGAAGUUACGAAAAGUCACUAAAACAAUCAAAAACAUUCCAGAGAGGAACCAGAGAUAUGGCGUUGGUGGUGUAGAAGGAACGAGUUCUAAUCAUGAUAGUCAGAAAUGUGUGCAGAACCAAGCAGAGUCUUCUCUUUUCAUUGAGGAAGAUGAGGUCGUUGGGAUUGAAGAGGAGAAGAGCAUGUUAAUACAAUUGCUGAUGAAUGAGGAGAAAAACCUGAAAAUCAUCUCAGUGGUCGGGAUGGAAGGAUCUGGGAAGACCACUCUUGUUGCCAAGAGCUUCACUAAUGAAAUGAUCUCCGUAGCCUUGCCUCGGUUCUAUCUCCGUUUUCCACCUCCGAUGACACCACCACCCGGGUUUUGAAGCCCUCGAUGUACUAAUCAUCCUAGUAUACAUCUUUUGGCCCAAUUCGAUAGGAGAAGAGAUAAUCGAAGAGUAGAGCAAUUUUGAGAAUUUCGGGUUCGAGGUAAUUUAUGAUCUAUACACUUCAAAUUGAUUAAUGUUGACAAAAAAAAAAAAAAAGAUCAAUGUUGUAGUUGAGAAAGUUAUUGGGGAUGAUGAGAGGAACAUGUUGAUGUAUUUUGGUGACGCAAUUCGGGCUUGUGGAAAAGCGUGGGGGGCGCAUCCGGCCGCUUAUGGUGUCCUGCUUUGGUCUGUUGGGUUGAACUUAUUGUUACAAGCAUGUGGAUAUGAACUUGGUAUCAAUCGAUGCACGUAUUGAAAAUGAUCGGAAUUUCCGAAGUUUCACAAAUUCGGGUUUCGAUUCGGGAGGACCCGACCGUUGGAUCGAUCCCAAUUUUCGAUAUGUUGUUAUAAUUAUCGAAUCGACAUAACCUAUGAAGUUUGGCCUCAUUCUGAUAUGAUUUCGAGCUUUCGGCGAAUUAUAGUUUCUAGGGUUUUGAUUUUAUUACAUUUAGUACUGAUUCUCGAGAACAAUUAUUCAUAAUAUUAAUUUAUUCAGGAUGACAUGUAGAUCGAGCUCGAGGAGGAAAUUGUCGAAAUGACAUUAUAGCAUA